Messenger RNA from Cryptococcus deneoformans JEC21, 1922 nucleotides. RefSeq names its product expressed protein. Bases 44 to 1798 code for a protein of 584 amino acids. The record is from RefSeq and is a predicted model, not a curated record. Lineage: Eukaryota; Fungi; Basidiomycota; Tremellomycetes; Tremellales; Cryptococcaceae. The transcript is spliced from 10 exons.
CGAGAAUAGUAAUUGUAGCUACACCUCUUUCAACGCUUCCAGCAUGUCCCUAGACGAAAUUCCCCCUCUUCCCGAGACCGUCGCCGACGGCAGGCCAUCAUCUGAUGAUGAGGACAGCCUCGAAGAUGAAGGUCCUCCCGAGCUAAUUUUCCCCCCAUUUCCCAAACUUCCGUCUGGCGCUUCUUUGAUUCCUUUCUCGGAGUCAGAAGUCAAAGGCGCUUGGAUUCCUCCAUUUUCCGCGAAUCGGGAAGAGGAUGGCAAGAACUUUGCUACUCCUCACGACCACCAAGGUCUUCCUCUCGUGGAGAUGGAGCGCCCAUACACCGGCCUUAACCAUACUUUUGAAGAGCGUGAGAGACACAAGAAAAUGAAACGUCGUGCCGCCAAUGAUCGAAAAAAGGAGAAUCCUAAUGCCACUCAAACUACGAGGUCAAAGAUGAAAAAGGCCUCUGAAUCACGUUUGAAGGAGGAAGACUGUUGGAAAAUUGGAGACCCUUUGUCGGGCUGGCAUGAACCCGCCGGUACCUCCAGCACCCGGUUUGAAAUUUCGUCUCCCCCGUUCUCCCGCCUUAUUCACGCUACAGCCGAUUUCAUUAGAUCCCGCGAUGCCGAAUUGCAGUACAAAUACAACAAGCGCCUCUUUGACAUUAUCCGAGACCUGUUUGGUAUCCGAACCUCUUACAUUGGACGCCACUGGCCUGGGAGCGGACCCAACGCGACAAUAUAUGCCAGCAGGCGGAGGCGAUAUGAGACUGGUCUCGCGCCAGUGCUUCUCCCUUCUCAACGAUACGGGCAGUACGGUAACAGGCCGCCUAGACUGGAGGAAACUUGUGUCUUGCUUAGAGAGCCUGAAAACAGCGUCCGUCAAUUUUUGACUUUUGCAAGGAAGGAAGUUGAAACAGCAUGGGAGUUUGAACCGGCUCUUAAGCUUGCUACCAUGACCGCUGCUUUCAUCUCAUUCUUGGCUCACCACAAUGUCUUCCCUGAACCUGCCUUGCAUUCAGCAUUCAAGAAAGCUGCUGCUAUUGCUCGAUCCGGUCCAGCAAAGCUCAUCCGAGCCCGGGAAUUGGAGAACAUUCUGGUCCGAGGGACUCGUUGGAAUAGAGCCAGCUGGGCUGUUUGGGGAGGUUCUCAUAGUGGACCUGAACCCGGUGGCCCUGAGAAGGAAAGCCAAUGGGGAUCACUCUCUACGGAGUUUCAAGCCUCUGAAGAGAAGACUAAGCCUGAAAAUCCUGACGAAGCUGAAACUGGAGACUCUGACGAAGCAGGCGGCUGGACUGUUGAUGAAAUCCUUGACAAGCGCCUUGACCCGCCUACCAAGGAAGAUGCUAUCAACGCUGUCCAUUCACUUAUCCAGCCCUUCUCAAUUGAUGACAUUCACCUCAUUCAAAACAUCGAGUUCUCCAACCGUAUCAUCAUCGCAGUGUUGCCUCCUCAGCCAGCUGAGGCCGGUGCUCCUGCUUAUAUCUCCAAAUGUUACCGAAUUGUCACCAUCAAAUCCCCCUUACAGCCGACAUUUAAGAAAUCGCUCCCUAUCCAGACCAACCGUGAUGACGCAGAGGAUGGAGACGGUGAGGAAGAAACAGAUAAGGAGCAGAAUACUCCUGAACCUGAGGAGCUGAUUAUCUGGGUGGAGGCUGAGGAUUUCGCAGGCAAGAAUGGAGGUAUAGGGUAUGUUGGGAUGAGCUUACAGGGACGUUGGGGUUUGAUGGGCCUCAAGGAAGAUAAGGACAAGUCUGCCAAAUAUGACCAAUGGUGGGCAUUCAAGGCUUCAGACUUUGUGCUCCCCGCCAUGUAAUAUAGAUAAUAAUUCGGACGACUGAUAUUGGAUCAUACGGCCUUUUUUACAUUUUGACGGCAAUCCUGCUACGAAAAGUAGGCAGUCAUACCAUUGUAGAUCGUUAGAUUGUUCUAUGCAAACC